UUCUGUGGUGUACGAACCUCCUCUCCAAGGAAAGAAAAUGCAGAGAAGACUCACCACUCAGCAAGCCUUGGAAAUGAUCCUCAGUGAAGUCAACCCUUGUGACUCGGAUGGAGAAGACCUAGAACUUCAGCCGGAUUCGGACUCAGAGCUGUCUGAUCAGUCUUCAGAUGAGGAGACUGCUUCUCAACCUAAAAAGAGAGCUUGUUUGGGGACUGAGACAGCGAAAGAUGGCACAUUGUGGCGUGAAGAGCAGGUGGGGACCUGUCUCCCUUUCACCCCAAUAGAGGCGUACGCUGCAGAUGGAGAGCCAACGGCUAAGGCCAGGAAAAGUAUCUUGAGUCGCCUUCAGAGCUUCCUGUGUUUCAUCACUCUUGACAUGCUUCAUAGCAUUCAAGAAUGGACUAUUCAACAUGCAGAGCAAACGGAGGAUGUUCAUUGGUUCAUGGACCUCCCUGAACUAAUGGCAUUUAUUUCAAUUGUCAUCUUGCGGGGGGUUACUAGGGUUCCAUCACUACGUGACUGCUGGUCAGCAAACCUGGGAAACCCGCAGAUCAUUGGAACUAUGCCGCGUAACCGCUUCCAAGACAUCAUGCAACACCUAUGCUUUGAUGACAGGUCCACCCGCAGUGAUCAAGCAAAGACUGAUAAGUUCGCUGCAAUUUCCAGUGUGUGGGGAUCAUUUGUCACCAACUGCAUCACGUGCUACAACCCUGGUCUACAUAUCACCGUUGAUGAACAGCUCUUCCCAUCAAAGACUCGGUGCUGUUUCCUGCAGUAUAUUGCAAGUAAACCUGACAAGUUUGGGAUCAAGUUUUGGGUGGCCUGCGACCUAAAAUCCAAGUACAUUUGCAAUGUCCUCCCAUAUCUUGGCAAGGACCCCAAUCGUCCCAGUGGGGAGAGACUGUCUGAAAAUGUAGUGAUGAGGCUGAUGGAACCAUUCCUAGACAAGGGCAGAAAUGUUACCACGGACAAUUUCUUCACAUCGCUUUCACUUGCACAAAAACUUCUUAGACGGAAAACCACCAUCCUCGGCACAGUCAACAAGAUUCGCCGGGAAAUUCCUCAAUCCGCUAGAUACAAAGAUCGCAAUGAAUUCACCACUCAGGUGUUUUCAACCUCUGCUGCCACGCUGACGGCGUAUGCGGCCAAACGGAAGAAGACAGUCUAUAUUCUUAGCAGCAUGCACAGCGUGGUUCAGACUGAUAACACCACCAAAAGGAAGCCAAACACUGUCACCCUUUACAACACCACAAAGUGUGGCGUGGAUGUGAUGGACCAGAUGGUGCGGGAGUACACGGUCCGCAGAGGAACACGGCGCUGGCCAGUUGCCGUGUUCUAUAACAUGAUUGACAUGGCAGCACUGAAUGCACAUGUGCUGUAUCAAGCAUGCACCGGGACGCAGGAAAGACGGGUGGACUUCCUGGUGGAGCUUGCAAGAGAGUUGGCUAACUCUCAUAUGGCUGGGAAGAAGAACACUGAAGACGAGAAAAGAGAGGUGGAGGAUGAAGAAAAGAGGCGGAGAUGA
Oreochromis niloticus (Nile tilapia) is the source of this 1525-nucleotide messenger RNA. RefSeq lists its product as uncharacterized. The transcript has 4 exons. NCBI's taxonomy places the organism in Eukaryota, Metazoa, Chordata, Actinopteri, Cichliformes, Cichlidae. The record is from RefSeq and is a predicted model, not a curated record. The coding region runs from base 38 to 1525 and encodes 495 amino acids.